Molecule: messenger RNA, 3195 nt
Organism: Trypanosoma grayi
Lineage: Eukaryota; Euglenozoa; Kinetoplastea; Trypanosomatida; Trypanosomatidae
Product: dynein heavy chain, cytosolic
Exons: 1
Coding region: 1-3195 (1064 amino acids)
Biological process (GO): microtubule-based movement
Cellular component (GO): dynein complex
Molecular function (GO): minus-end-directed microtubule motor activity; dynein light intermediate chain binding; dynein intermediate chain binding
Source: RefSeq, a predicted model, not a curated record
AUGGAACAGAAGCCGAACUUCGGCGCCGCCGGAACCGUCGCUCUCUCGCCAGUGUCCCAGAACACCCGCGUUGUGACGAAUGUAGGCGUGAGGCGCGCCGAGACGUGGACGCCUACAUCGCGUGCGGGCACGCGCACGAGUACAAGACUUUCCUACGGCAAUGGUGGGCGCUUCCCAGAUGGGAUGAAUCGGGGAGAAGCCGAGGUGGCCAGGAUCAGCAAGAACUUCAGAGCCAGGCGCCUUGAUGCCUCGGUGCGUCUCUCUGAAGGUGACGUUGUGGUGUACGAAUUUGUGUCAGAUGAGGGAAAGUGGGGGUGGUCUAUUGGCACAGUUCUUGCACCUGAGCGCGAAAUCAGGAGCAACAACAAAAAUAUUAUCAGCGGCAACAGCAGCAGCGCCAGAAGCAGUGGUGUUGUGGUGUCCAGUCUUGUGAAAUUGGCGUGCUGGAAACUCUCGACGGAUGCACAAAGCGAUGACACGAGCAAGUCCUCUGACCGCGUGCAGAAGGUGGUGGAGAGUGGCGAGAAGACCGUUGAGGCAAUACGCCAGCAGCAGGAAGAGAUCGAGGAGGAAAAGGCUGCACUGUCGCGCGAGCUGUACGUGAAGGAGGUCGACUAUUGCAAGAGCGUCGCCAACGCCGCACGGCGGGCUCUGCGCCAGGUGAGUCAGGCACAGUGGGCGGAGCUGUUGUGUCUGCAGCGGCCACCGCGAGCAGUGCGGCUGGCGGUGCAGGCGGUGUUUGCGCUCCUGCGCAUCGAGCUUCUGGUGGAAACGGAAGAGGCGGAGUGGGACAGUAUGGUGAGCUUCAUGCGUUCAGAUACGUUUGGGAAGCUCCUUGCCGACAGUAAUGCCGCAUGGUUGGAUGAGGCGCAGGCAGAACUGAUAUCGCAGCGGUUCUUGAAGAAUCCGCUCUUCACGUUUACUGAGGUGAGGAUGGGCUCGCGUGUUGCGGGGCUGCUGCAGAAGUGGGUGGUGGCGGAGCAGCAGCUCUAUGAGUCGCGCGCCGAACUCCGGGCCGUCGACGCACGCUUGACCGAACUGAACCUUGAGGCGGAGCAGAAGGCAUCGGAGCUGUGCCGCCAUAGCAACAACUUCAGCAGCAUCCGAAAGGUCAACGGGAAGGACAGUGAAUAUAAAAUGAACUCUAUUGGGCGCCGCUUCACAGGCCUCGACAACGUCGUUUUCAUGCGCGGCAACGAGACAACAGUUGUAGUGCGGUCAUGCGUUUUUUGCAGGCUUAUUGCCACCACCGUGGCACUCUCACCAGGCCGCAUGACAAUCGGACGUGAUCAACUCGCCUCCAUUCGCAACGCUGUAAUUGAGAAACACCCGCAUGUGACGUUUGUGCCCGCUGUCAAUGAGGCUGGCACCGCGACGCAGAAGGUGGGGCAGCUGCCUGACGCCACACGUCAACUGCAGCUAAUGUGCGAGCAGUCAUUCAGGCGCGAGCAUCUCAUGGUGAGUGAGUUGGAGACGCUCUACGAUAAGCAUGUUUGGUACACCAAGGCGGAGUUGGACUUGCUGCGUCGCUCCUUGUCCUCUAGAGGCUCUACUCCCUCGCGAAACACGAAUUCUGCUGCGCAGCUCGCAUAUGCGCAGCGACAAGUGAAGGAGUUGGAGAAUCUACUACGACAACAAGAGGAAAAGUUGCGUUCGGUGGAGGCAAGUAACGAUGAGGCAAUGAGGCGACUUAAGGAGCAAUUAAGCAAAGAAAUGGGGAAAAACUCAAUGGUUCUCCAGAAUCAGGCGUAUAUGAUAAAAUUUCAGCGCUCACGCUUGGAGCACGAUGAGGAGAUUACUCGUAUGCGGCUGACUGCGGAUGAGGCGCAGCAGCGGUCCUACAUGCUGGUGCUUGAAAUGCGGAAGUCGAAGGAACUUGCCAUUGCUGACAUGAGCCGCAAGUACCUUGAAGAGUUGAACGCAUUGCGGCAGGAGCUUUCGGGUCGCGAGCGGCGUCAAAAGAAGACAGCCGUGAUUCUUGAAGGUUGCCUCGCGAAGGCGUAUGAGAAGCAACAACAGAAGCAAACAAUCGCGCCUCUGACGUGUGUGGAAGAUGUGGAGCGGGCACUCGACGUUCUCGGUGGCCCGGGCUGGCACGAAACGUCUGUCGCGUCAGUAUCAAGUCACCUGUCUGAAGAUCGUGGGCGAUUACAACAACCAUCCCGGAAGCGGCGUCUCCCUCCUCGCUCUGUCACCUCUGUAAUGACUUUGGUGCAACAAAACGAUCCGGAGGACGAAAACGUUUUAAUUUUGAAAGAUCGCCUGAUUGAGGCGAUGCGGGAUCGCGAAAUUAUUCAAGACAUGCUCUCUCGUGAAAAGGCAAGGAAUCAAGUACUGGAAACGAAGGAGGCGGAGCUGCGUUCAGACUUGGAGAGGGAGGUGAAACGCCAUGCUGUGCUGGAGGAGAUGGUUCAGAAACUGCAGGAGGAAAUUACAACGAUGAUGUACUCUGGGCGCUCGUCAUCUUUAGAAAAUAUUAAUAGUAUUACUGACAGUGAAGGUUCUGUUGAGCGGGUGAGGCGGGAGACACAGGGGGAGACUAUUAAGAGGCUGAAGGGUGUCAUAGCGUCGUACGAAAAACAGCUGGCUGAUUUGCUGAUGGAGGAGGGAAUGGUGGCGGACAAGGUCUCCUUCGCCACCCUGCGGGACUGUAUUGCAAGGCUCAAGUCCUCAUGUGGGGCAAUGCGGGCGGAACGGGAUGCGCAGGCUGCCGACGCAAAGAUGUUGGAGUCGUGCCUCAAGACGGCCGCUGACGCCUUGGAAAAUGCGCUGGUGCACGACGAGCGAUGGCGCCCGCGCACGACAGAGUCGUACCACACAACGUGGCAUUGGAAGACGUUCCACGGUGAUGAAUGGGGACUUGUCAUCGCCGAGACACCGGAGGCACUUCAAAAGGCACUGCUGCACGACAUCGUGGCCGCGUGCCACCUGCCUGAGGAGUAUGUGCUGAAUCUCAAGUACCGUGAUGACAAGACGGAGCUUCAUGCGUCAUUUGACUUGCGCCACGAUCCGUCUAUCAGUACCGAGGAGCUCAUCCGCCGCCUGGACGAGUGCAACUACUACGCACUGGAGAAGCUAUAUAGACACCGUCAUGCACCUGAAGAGGGAGUCGACAAGUUGAGGAAAGAGUUGCGCGCCAAGGAGGAGGAGGCGCGCAUGCUGCGUGCCGCCAUCGAGGAACUGCAGGACAUCUAG